GGUGCGUUCUGGGCCUGAGGGUUUUGCCCGCUUGGUUUUUGCGCUGUUCCUCGUCUCCUGCGGGGUUUCCCCCGCCUGUGCUGUUCGUGCCUUCUGCCUCCGUUUGCAGGUGGCCUUCAUACGCUGAGGGGCAGGUUGUCUUUUCUGGAAGUGUUAGUGUUGGGCGUUUCUCACAGGGGUGGUGGGGUUAGGCAGGUUUGUGGAGGCUCAGCUGAGGGAGGGAUCAGUUUCCUGCAAGGUUCAGGGCCAGCGUCCUGCUUGGGAAAAGCAUUUUCCGUGUCUGUAGGUGUUCCUUUUUUCCAGAGGGCAGGGAAGGCUUGUCUUGGGGAGUUGGGCUCACAGUUGGGAGGGCUAAAGGCUUAAUUUAAGUGGGCCUCAAAAAGAAUACUCGGGAGAAGGGUUUCUUCAACACUCAUUUAAAAAACAGGAGAACAACCAAAGUCUGGUGGUGUUUUCCAAAGGCUCAGUGUUGACUGGAGUUGAUAAGAAUGUUGAGAGCCUCUUCUUAGGCCCUCUGGAAAUCAGUUGGGCUGAUGUCAGCACUUCAGAGCAUUGCUUUCAAUGGCUUGUGUUUCAUAUUGACACACAAUAUUCUAAUUACCACAUACUGCAGCUUCAGGGGAGGUCUGUGUUGUGAAAAUCAAGACUCUAAUACUGGUGACUAUUAGAUGAACCAUCUGGCUCUGUUUCCUUAAUGUUAUGGGGUAGUUUUGGACUGAUACAGAUUAUAAGAUGAUCUGAGCAACCUGAUCUAGGGGGGAGGUCUUCCUGCCCGUGCAGGGGAGUUGGAACUGGGUGAUCUUUAACGUCCCUUCCAGCUCUAACCAUUCUAUGAUUCUAUUAAUUUUGUGGGCAGUGUUUGUAGGUUCACGUACUGACUUGGUAAAGCUGAGUAGCUGCAGUCUGGUCUGAGGUGGACUUGUGAGUGGUGGUCAUACAUGUGUUAAUGCAAAUGUUUUAUUAACAGACAGAAGAGUACCUGCAAAAUGGCAACUGCUCAGAAGCAAAGGAAUAGUGUGAGUGCAGUUGUAUUUCCUAACAAAAUCGCUACUGAGCAGCAAUCCCUGAUGCUUGUGAAGAGGCUUCUGGCAGUAGCAGUCUCCUGCAUCACUUAUCUCAGAGGAAUCUUUCCUGAAAGUGCCUAUGGAACAAGAUACAUGGAUGAUCUCUGUGUCAAAAUUCUGAGGGAAGACAAGAACUGUCCUGGCUCUACUCAGCUGGUGAAAUGGAUGUUAGGAUGCUACGAUGCCUUGCAGAAGAAAUACCUAAGAAUGAUUGUCCUGGCAGUCUACAGCCAUCCAGAAGAUCCUCAGACAAUUACAGAAUGUUACCACUUCAAAUUCAAGUACACCCACAAUGGGCCACUCCUGGAUUUCAGCAGUAAGAAUAAAAGGAAUGAUUCCACCAUCACCUGUGCAGACACCAAGAAAGCAAGUUUGCUGCUCAUCCGCAAGAUUUAUGUUCUGAUGCAGAACCUGAGCCCGUUACCAAAUGAUGUUUGCCUGACUAUGAAGCUGUUUUAUUAUGACGAAGUUACACCAUCUGAUUACCAACCUCCUGGUUUUAAGGAGAGUGAAUGUGAGGGGAUGAUAUUUGAAGGGGAGCCAAUGUAUCUGAAUGUGGGUGAAGUGCCAACACCUUUUCAUAUGCUGAAAGUUAAAGUUACAACUGAAAAGCAACGGAUGGAAAAUAUUGAUCAAAGCAUCCUGAAGCAUGGAGAGACUAAUGUGCCUCUGCAGGUGCUCAGAGGGGACAGAGAUGAUCCAGAGGAAGAGAACCAGGACAUGAAUGAAGAUCCUGUCUUGGAUAAUGAAGUGGAAGAGAGGAAUAAUGUAAAUGUUUCAGAAGCUCAAGAACCGAAUUUAACUUGUGAAGAAGAUGAAGUUACAAAGGCUGGAAGGAACCAGAGUCUGAAUGUUUCUAAUCCUCAGGUCGAUCAUUUGGCAAGUAAGACAUCUGAACUUAAUAUGUCAGAGAGCAGGACAAGAAGUGGAAAGAUAUUUCAAGCCAGCACUGUUUAUCAGUUUGAACCCUCAUCUAGUCAAGACGUGCUGCCAAAAAGGAGAAAGAUCAGUGAACCAAAGGAGCAGUUUUAGAUCCGCAUCUCUCUGCUGUUUGUUUUGACUUGUUCUCCACUUCCGUUUUGUUGUUUAAUAGGAAUGUUCAUAUUUAAAUAUCUUGUAGGGAUCUUUUCUAUGUGCAGUAAAAGUGGUAAGUGUUUAAGGAAAGAAAAACCAUCAAGAAGUUCAGCUGAAGAAACCAGAACUUGUUAUAGGAGGUUGUACCCCAUCAGGAGAAACAGAAGGUACCUGACUGCAGAUGGACCUGAGACAGUUUCUGUCACAAAGGUGAUUUGGAGGAUUUGACUCCCUGCUCUUAAUAUGUUUAAAUCCUGAUGGUGAUGGUGUCAUGUUCCUGACCCACAGCACAAGGUUUCACAGGUAGCUGUGGGCUGUAUUUCAGAGCUGAGGAACUCCUUGUCCAGAACUUCCUAUGGGGCACAAACCCCCUUGAGUCUUGGGUUCAUUUCCAGAGCGUUCAGGAGCAGGUUCUGCAGGGUUAUGCUGUCAGUUACAGCGAGAUCACAGUUUUUGCUUUUACUGCUGGGACACUUGUGCGUGGGGGGGCUUGAUUAUCUCAGACUGAAGGCACCAGACUCCAGUAAAAAACAAGCAUCCUUCAUAGCUUUGAUUAUGUAUUUCAUGUCAAAAUGUAGGAAUUUCUGUGCAGCUGCAAGGAGGCAUUGGUUUGUGAUUAGAAACCAAGUAUGAAUCUGUGGCAGGCAUCUGUUACAAGUGUGAGAUUUGAACAAACCGGUGUGUACUUAAAAUGAUUUAACUGCAGAAGUUGGACAUGGUGCCUUUUCUUUGUCUAGUGACAAGAUGUUUCUGCAAGGUGAAGAGCUGCCACUGUCUUCAGUGAGGAGAGCUGAACAUGCCUUGACGUUUCUGACUUAAGAAUGGCGUGUUAUCAUUCCUCAAUUAAAACUGUUAACGUUUAA
Molecule: messenger RNA, 3001 nt
Organism: Apus apus (common swift)
Lineage: Eukaryota; Metazoa; Chordata; Aves; Apodiformes; Apodidae
Gene: HORMAD1
Product: HORMA domain containing 1
Exons: 13
Coding region: 987-2096 (369 amino acids)
Source: RefSeq, a predicted model, not a curated record